Messenger RNA from Cervus elaphus (red deer), 2010 nucleotides. RefSeq names its product 1-acylglycerol-3-phosphate O-acyltransferase PNPLA3-like. Gene Ontology annotation, molecular function: triacylglycerol lipase activity. The record is from RefSeq and is a predicted model, not a curated record. NCBI's taxonomy places the organism in Eukaryota, Metazoa, Chordata, Mammalia, Artiodactyla, Cervidae. The coding region runs from base 126 to 1493 and encodes 455 amino acids. Gene Ontology annotation, cellular component: membrane; cytoplasm; lipid droplet. Gene Ontology annotation, biological process: triglyceride catabolic process; lipid homeostasis. The transcript has 9 exons.
CGGUGACGUCGCGCCGGGAAUAACCCGGGCUGCAGCGCCCAGGACCGGCGGAGAGCCAGGGUGGGCGCCGGACGGAGCCUGGGCGCGCUCGGAACCCGGGCCCGCCGCCCCAACCUGCCGCCGCUAUGUACGACCCUGAGCGCGGCUGGAGCCUGUCCUUCGCCGGCUGCGGCUUCUUGGGCUUCUACUACGUCGGGGUGACCAGCUGCCUGAGCGAGCGCGCCCCGCACCUCCUUCGCCACGCGCGCAAGUUCUUCGGCGCCUCGUCGGGCACGCUGCACUGCGCCUUCUACCUCGCCGGGAUCCCGCUGGAGCAGAGAUUGCGGAUCCUCGUGGACGUUGUCCGGACUGUCAGGAGCCGGAACUUGGGGAUCCUCCACCCAGCCUUCAGCUUGAGCAAGCAUGUCCGAGACAUUCUCCACAGACACCUCCCCGACAACGUCCACCAGCUGCUCUCUGGCAAGAUGGUCAUGUCACUUACCAGAGUGUCCGACGGAGAAAACGUGCUGGUGUCGGAUUUUCAUUCCAAAGCUGAAGUCGUGGACGCCUUGUAUUGUUCCUGCUACAUCCCUGUCGUCUUUGGCUUGAUCCCCCCUUCCUUCAGAGGCGUGCGAUAUGUGGAUGGAGGAAUAACUGAUAACUUACCCUUCAUUGAUUCCAAAACAACCAUCACCGUGUCUCCCUUCUAUGGGGAGAGCGACAUCAGCCCCAGAGUCAAGUCCACGUUCUUACUUCACGAAGGCUUCACCAGGCUCAACAUGCACUUCUGCACAGAGAACCUCUGCCUGAUGUUCCAGUCGCUCUUCCCCCCGGAUGUCAAGGUGCUUGGAGAGAUGUGCCUUCAAGGAUAUUUAGACGCGCUCAGGUUCUUGGAGAAGAACGGCAUCCGCGACGGGCCCCAUCUGUGCCUGAGUGUGUCCCCAGCAGAGUCGGAGCCAGAGGCGGAGCCUGAGAGCCUGGAGCCUUUUCUGGGCGUGGCCACCUGGGAGGCGUGGCCUGAGCGAGAGGAGCUGCUGGAACAAGUGCGCCUUGGGGUGCUCUCCUGGGACGAGAGCGUCCUGGAGACCCUCUCGCCCAAGCUCACCAUGGCACUGAGGAAUGCAAUGAGAAGCCGAGACGGGUUCAUAAACAAGAUUUUCAGCUUCUUCCCAGUUAAGAUCAUGUCCUACGUGAUGCUGCCCUGCACACUGCCCGUGGAGUCUGCCAUCGCUGUGGUCCAGAGACUGGUGACGUGGCUUCCGGACAUGCCCAGUGACAUCCAGUGGCUGUGGUGGGCCACCUCCCACCUGUGUUCUCAGGCCAUGGUGCAUCUGCUCCCCGCGUCCAGUGACACCACAGACCAGAGCGGCAGGUCGGCGGCUGAGUCAGAAUUCAUCGUUUGUUUCAGAUCCCAAAUCCCAGCAAGCGGCCAACGGCCUUCCUCCACAAACCGGAACACCGUGGGCGCCGCCAGGCUUCCUGCUCCCCCGUGGACCCACAGAGGCCAGAGCUGACAUCUGUGAUGUACGCAGAAUGACCUCCGUGCUGAGUUUGUAGUGUCCUGAAACCAAAGGCAAUCUUUCUGUCUUACAAAAAGCUAGGAAGCGACUCUUGGUGUGUGCAGUGGGUGCGGAGCUCAAGGAUACCCAGGAUAUGAGUCUCUAAGUAUCGGGGACCUUGCGGCGGGGGGCUGGGCUGCCCUUUGUGUGGUCUCGGGGGUUGCGGGGGAGGACGGUGGUCCCAUCUCUCCAUACAGGAAGCAGUAAGUGUGGGGCGAGGCGGGCUACCAUCCUCCCAAGGACAUCCCUGGUUAGGGGGUACAUUAUGAGGUGGUAACUAACUUGCACUCUGGUACAUCUUUCUGACCUAUUCUAAAUAUUUGGUGGAGUUAUAUUAGACAUAACUCUCGGUUGGCACUGAGAGAGGGCAUCAGAGGGCAGACACACUGACACCAUAAUCACAGAAAACUAGCCAAUCUGAUCACAGGAACACAGCCUUGUCUAACUCAAUGAACCUAAGCCAUCCCGUGUG